Molecule: messenger RNA, 5101 nt
Organism: Rhinolophus ferrumequinum (greater horseshoe bat)
Lineage: Eukaryota; Metazoa; Chordata; Mammalia; Chiroptera; Rhinolophidae
Gene: PGM2L1
Product: phosphoglucomutase 2 like 1
Exons: 14
Coding region: 301-2172 (623 amino acids)
Biological process (GO): carbohydrate metabolic process
Molecular function (GO): intramolecular phosphotransferase activity; glucose-1,6-bisphosphate synthase activity
Source: RefSeq, a predicted model, not a curated record
UAAGGUAGUCAAGGCGGAGGCGGCGGCGGCCACGGCCAAGACCCAGACAUCUGGGACUGUUGUUCUCUCGCGGUGGGACCGCCUCAGUGUAUUCCCCCAGAGAGAGAUCCGGAGCUGGUCUGGUGGGGUGCGGGCGACCGCAUACCCCCUUUCUCCUGCUUCCGGCGCCAACAUCCUGCGGUUGGUCUCUGAUGCCCUUCAGUGAGGAAGGGGCGUCGGCACCCUGGUGAGAGCACCUCAGGCCCUCCCAAAUCGGUGUCUUCGUCGGCCCCCUGGCUCGCACAGCCCAGUCUGGCUGCCAUGGCUGAAAACGUAGAAGAAGGGGACUUGAACUCCAACCUGCUCCACGCCCCCUACCACACCGGGGACCCUCAGCUAGACACGGCCAUCGGCCAGUGGCUCCGUUGGGAUAAGAAUCCCAAAACAAAAGAACAAAUUGAAAAUCUGUUACGGAAUGGAAUGAACAAGGAAUUGCGAGAUCGACUUUGUUGCCGAAUGACUUUUGGGACUGCAGGACUUCGCUCUGCUAUGGGGGCAGGAUUUUGCUAUAUUAAUGACCUUACAGUGAUACAAUCAACACAGGGGAUGUACAAAUACCUUGAGAGAUGUUUCUCAGACUUCAAGCAGAGAGGCUUUGUCGUUGGGUAUGAUACCCGGGGGCAAGAAACUAGCAGCUGCAGCAGCCAGAGACUUGCUAAACUUACUGCUGCAGUCUUACUAGCCAAAGAUGUUCCUGUGUACCUAUUUUCAAGAUAUGUUCCUACACCUUUUGUACCGUAUGCAGUCCAGGAGCUCAAAGCAGUUGCAGGUGUAAUGAUUACUGCAUCUCACAACCGCAAAGAAGACAAUGGCUACAAGGUUUAUUGGGAAACGGGCGCUCAAAUCACGUCUCCUCACGAUAAAGAAAUUCUGAAAUGUAUAGAAGAAUGUGUGGAACCCUGGAAUGGUUCCUGGAAUGAUAAUUUAGUGGAUACCAGCCCACUGAAGAGAGAUCCUCUGCAGGACAUUUGCAGGAGAUACAUGGAAGAUCUGAAAAAGAUCUGUUUUUACAGGGAAUUAAACUCAAAGACCACCUUGAAAUUUGUCCAUACAUCUUUUCAUGGGGUCGGACAUGACUAUGUGCAGUUGGCUUUUCAAGUGUUUGGUUUUAAGCCUCCAAUUCCGGUACCAGAACAAAAAGAUCCUGAUCCAGACUUUUCUACCGUUAAAUGCCCAAAUCCUGAAGAAGGAGAAUCUGUGCUGGAACUUUCUUUGAGACUGGCAGAGAAAGAAAAUGCCCGGGUAGUGCUAGCCACAGAUCCUGAUGCAGACCGACUGGCAGUGGCAGAACUUCAGGAGAAUGGUCAUUGGAAAGUUUUCACCGGGAAUGAGUUGGCAGCUCUGUUUGGGUGGUGGAUGUUUGAUUGCUGGAAGAAAAGUAAAUCAAGAAAUGCUGAUGUGAAGAACAUUUAUAUGUUAGCCACCACAGUCUCUUCCAAAAUUUUGAAGGCAAUUGCACUUAAAGAAGGAUUUCAUUUUGAAGAAACAUUACCAGGUUUUAAAUGGAUUGGAAGUAGGAUAAAAGACCUCCUGGAAAAUGGGAAAGAAGUCCUUUUUGCAUUUGAAGAGUCUAUUGGUUUUCUGUGUGGGACUUCUGUUUUGGAUAAAGAUGGGGUGAGUGCAGCCGUGGUUGUUGCUGAGAUGGCAUCCUACCUGGACACGAUGAAUAUAACAUUGAAACAGCAACUGAUUAAGGUUUAUGAAAAAUAUGGUUAUCAUAUUUCAAAGACUUCAUAUUUCUUGUGUUAUGAUCCAAUGACCAUCAAAAGUAUAUUUGAAAGGCUUCGCAAUUUUGAUUCUCCAAAAGAAUACCCAAAAUUUUGUGGGACAUUUGCUAUAUUGCAUAUACGAGAUGUUACCACUGGAUAUGACAGCAGCCAGCCUAAUAAGAAAUCUGUGCUGCCUGUGAGUAAAAACAGCCAAAUGAUUACAUUUUGUUUUCAAAAUGGCUGUGUUGCUACUCUUCGGACAAGCGGGACAGAACCAAAGAUAAAGUAUUAUGCAGAGAUGUGUGCAUCACCUGACCAGAGUGACACUGCUGUAUUAGAAGAGGAAUUGAAGAAACUCAUUGAAGCUUUGAUUGAGAAUUUUCUUGAGCCCAGUAAAAAUGGACUGACCUGGCGUUCUGUUUAGCGGACACCAGUACAUCAUUCUUGUGCUGGCGUAUGGAACAGGACAACCAACAACGCCAUGUUGACCUCGUGUUAGCAUUCUCUCUCUGUCUCAUCUGGCCAAGUAUCUUUUUCCUUUUAUUUUCUUUCUUUUUAGUUGUCUGACUAAACAAACUGUAUAAAUUUGAAACAAAAUGGUCUGGAGAGAGAUGCUUCAAAUUUUUUUGUCAUCUUGAACAAAAGUCAUUACAUUAAAAGUGUUACAGUAAAGUCAUUCUUCCUUUAACAAAAACAAAACAGUGCAAAACUGAGGUUCCUUAUUAAAGUGUGCAUAAGCUUAGUUCCGUAUUCGUGUAAUUGUGUAUAGCAUGGUUUUUUUAAAAGGCAGAUAAAUGUUAUAUAAUUGUAGAGUUAGUUAAGGAAGUUAAUCCAUAAAACUGGGAGGAAAACAGCACUGCUUUCAGAAUAUUGUGGAAAAGUAUCAUUGUUACAUCACAGGUAUUAACUUACAAAUUAGAGUAUUUGAGAUAAGAUAUUUAGCAUUUCUAGCUUAGAACGUGUGUGAUACUAUUAUAUGUGAUUUCCAGUUCUUCUGAACCAUGAAAUAGUGGUUCAGGUGCUCUUGGUGCCGUGGAAAUUUAUUGUAUGUAUUUAAAAUUCCGAUGUUUACUGAACAUGAAACAAUAGUGGCAAUACUCCUAGUGGCUUUGUUCUUGUCGAAUGUCUCAGUGCCUUCUCAGGGUAUGGUAUGACUCGAAAACGUGUUUCUGCAUUGCAUACAAUAUAAGCAGUUCAUUUUCAGACAGUUAAGGAAAAUCUCCCAAACUAUAUAGGUGCUUCCCCUCUGUAUUAAAUAGGUUUGCUGACUUUAAAAUCUUAUCAAUGUAAAUAAAAAAUCUUAAUAAAAGCAGCUCAAUGUAAAUGUAGUUAAGGAUCUUCGUGUUAGAAUUUAGUGUCAGUUAUUACAGCCUUUAAGCAAAGAAAAAAAAAUCUGAACUGAAAAAAGAGCUGUGAAUUUGUUGAAAAGUCUAACUGUUGAAUUACAUUUUUACAAGUAGAUUUAUUCCUUUAUCAGGUAAAGUAAUACUAAUUUUACUAAGAAAUAAAACAUUCAGAUUUUAGGUGUUGUGAAACACUAAAACUACAUUUUAAAACUAAAGCCCAGUUUAUCUUAAGAUCUUGCUGGCUUCUGUAGAAUUUCUGAUGACAAGAUUACUCUAUCUUUUCUAAUGCAGAAAAAAAAAAUUGGAAGGUGUAUUGGGUUGAUUCUGCAGUCUUCUAAAAAAGACAAUGGAGAAGGUCUGUUUACUCUUAAAGUGUAUCGUGUCAUAUAUAGCUACAUAAUGCUUAAACACAUAUGGUAUAGUUACAUGAGGUAAUGAUAACAAGGCCUUGGGUGCAGUCAUACUCAACAAAGUAUCUAUGGGAGAUAACUGGCAUUAGAGAAUUUGUUUCCUAAAAGAAAAUAAUAAUAACAUAAGAUUUGAACUGAUUAGAACAUUUAUUAAAUCAUAGUUUGGUUUGUUGCAGCUAUCAGCUAAAAUUUGAUUGAACCCAUAUAAUCAAAAUAUAAUUUUCAAAUUAUUGUAUUGCCACUAUUGUGAAUUCGUUCCUUCCUUCCUUAUAGCUGGAUCUUGUAUGACUGUAGAUAAUAGAAGCUAUCUAAAUGUAGAGUACCAUAUUUCUGAAAAAGUUUGUCUUCAAAGACUUUGCACUGAAGAACUGUGUACAAUUUUUUGCUUUAUUUGCUUUUAGGGAUGUAGACUGUAAUUUAGGAAAUGGCAUAUAUUCUACAAAGUGGUAUGAACACUGCUAUAUAUAUAUAUAUAUAUAUAUAUAUAUGAAAAAUAUGUAUGUUUGGUUUUAGUGUAUGUGUUUCAUUGACUGAAGAACAAAAGGGAGCUAAAGUGAUGCAACACCCCAUUCAUAAUCCCUAAAGCCACAUUAUGAUGGUCAUUCUGUUAUAAAGAGAACAGUUUUAUUGGAGUGCUGUAGUAUAACGCAACAUUUAAAUCUUCUUAAUCAAGGUGAAAAGUUAUUAAAGCUUGGGUUCUUAUCUCAAAACAUUUUACAUCCAAAGUAAAAAUUAACAAAAUUUUACAAAUGUUCCCAACGUAUAUAGAUUGAGAGAAUCGUUUGAUUCUAGCCAAGCUCUCCAGUCUGUCGUAGUGUGAUAUUUAACAUGAACUUGACAGAGUGGGUGUACACUUGCCUAACAGGAACCAUUCAGUAGCCCAAGCCAACCAGGAGAGACAGGCGUGCUGGACAAUAGGACUCAGCCUUGGGCUCUGCAUUGUUUAUCUUUUUAUUUAUGAACAAUAUGAUGGAAAUGAGUACACUAUCACUGAGCGUGCAGACCAAAACUGGGAUUUUUCUAGAGCUUUGGAGAAAAGGAAGAAUUAGUGGGACAAGAUCAAAGAAUAGGUUGAAAAUAAACAGUAGAAAUUAGCAACAGAAAGUUCAUUAUGGUGGCACAGGAAAUGCUACUUGUGAAGGGCAAACUUAUCACCCUAAAAAUAGGGAAUAAACUGACUGUGGGCAAGUUGUUUACUUGUGUUUAUUUGUUAUGAUGAGCGAAUAGUGAACCUUUUGUUUUUCUUUAUUAGUGACCACUAAAGAGGCCAAGUUUUAGAAGGUGAGAAAAAGAACCCCUUUUACUGAUUCAAUUCCUGUAAGGCUGUUGUGCUUAGGAUUGUAUGGGAACUGGGGAGGAGAUAUAGCAGAAAUAUAAAAGGAAUAAAAUAUAGAUUGGAAAAUAAUACCUCUGAGAAGAAGUCCAAAGAAUUAAGAUCAUUUAACUUUGGAGAGGAGAAAGCUGUUGAAAUAGUUUAAUAAAUCUUAAGUUAUUGAGUCUUUUCUUGAAGGACUCAAAGAAAGAAGUAAUAUGACAAACUGUUCUCUAUCCGUAGCAAGGACAAAAUAAGAGAGAAUAAGGAUCUUAAAAAAAAAAA